Messenger RNA from Ipomoea triloba (trilobed morning glory), 1537 nucleotides. RefSeq names its product 2-carboxy-1,4-naphthoquinone phytyltransferase, chloroplastic. Gene Ontology annotation, cellular component: membrane. Gene Ontology annotation, molecular function: prenyltransferase activity. The record is from RefSeq and is a predicted model, not a curated record. Gene Ontology annotation, biological process: phylloquinone biosynthetic process. The transcript is spliced from 11 exons. NCBI's taxonomy places the organism in Eukaryota, Viridiplantae, Streptophyta, Magnoliopsida, Solanales, Convolvulaceae. Bases 126 to 1370 code for a protein of 414 amino acids.
CUGGCCUUGUGUGGUUUUGUGCUUUGACAAAGCAAGUAAAAGGUAAAAUUGAAGAGGGGUUUAUUAUUAGAUAUCCAAGAAUUUGAAGUGCCCGGAGCCUGAAAUUUCAACGGUGGAGGUGGUUGAUGGCACUGGCAGCCGCCCCACUGUGUAGCUCUGUUAAUGGCGGUCCUGGCUUCGGCUUCAGUAAAGUCAAUUACUGCCAUUUCCAUAAUCAAGGCCACAGCUUUUCUAGGCUGACAAAAUUCGGUUGCGGGAUCAAUUCACAUUCUGUGUAUAGAUCAUUUUGCUGUAUCGGUUGCACGAACAGAUGUAACAGCAGGAGUGCUUUACGGUGGCGAGAAUCAAGGCGGCAACACCAGCACCUGAGGCAUUUCUUUUCUUGCAGAGCUCAGCAUUCGGAUGCUCUCAAUGAGGAAAAGGAAGAAAAUAUUUCUAGAGCUACUUUGAUUUGGCGGGCAGUGAAACUUCCAAUAUAUUCAGUGGCCUUGGUUCCUCUAACUGUAGGAAGUGCAGCUGCCUAUUUGCAAGCAGGCCUAUUUUCUGUCACGCGUUACUUGGCACUCUUAGCUUCCUCCGUUCUUAUCAUCACAUGGCUCAACUUAAGCAACGACGUUUAUGAUUUUGACACAGGAGCAGACAAGAAUAAGAAAGAAUCAGUCGUUAACAUAGUUGGCAGCCGGACAGGCACUCUUAUUGCUGCUUAUGUAUCACUUGACCUUGGCUUCUGUGGGCUUGUAUGGGCUUCUCUACAGUCUGCAAACCUGCGUGCUAUACUAUUAUUGGCUUCUGCAAUUACCUGUGGUUACAUAUACCAGUGCCCACCGUUUCGGCUAAGCUACCAGGGAUUGGGUGAGCCUUUGUGCUUUGCAGCUUUCGGUCCAUUCGCUACUACUGCUUUUUACUUGCUUCAGAGCAGUACUAGCAUAUUACCCAUCUCCGGUACGAUCCUUUCAGCAUCAGUUCUUGUCGGUCUGACAACCUCCCUCAUCUUAUUCUGUAGUCACUUCCAUCAGAUAGACGACGACAAGGCUGUAGGAAAAUAUUCUCCUCUGGUCAGGCUCGGUACAAAAACAGGCGCAGAAGUUGUGAAAGCAUCUGUCAUGGCACUCUAUUCGCUCACGAUUGUUCUUGGCUUUACCAAAACUCUUCCUUCUGCAAGCAUUAUUCUCUCUGUCCUAACAAUUCCAAUGGGAAGAAUGGUGAUUAGUUUUGUGGAAAAAAACCAUGAAGACAAAACAAAGAUCUUUAUGGCAAAGUAUUACUGUGUGAGACUCCAUGCUCUGUUUGGUGCUGCUUUGGCUGCUGGAUUGGUGGUAGCUAGAUUCUUUGCAAGGAACUACAACAUGAGCCCUGUUCUUCUCACCUGAUCAUCCCCCCACCCCUACCAUCAUUUUAGAGUUCAUCAGAUUAGAAUGGAACAUCGUGUAUAUAUGUAUUUGGCUAUUAGCAUCAGUAUUAUUUUGGUUCAACUAUAGUUUAAUUUGACAAUAUACAUUAAAUAUGUGAGACUUAUUAUUGAAUUUUAUUUUAUACA